CGACCGACCCCGCCGCGUCAGACCAAGCUCCGCCCCGGAGCUCAAACUCCCCUCCACUCCUCCCAGCUCGCCGCGUCGCCCAUCGCAUCGCAUCACAUCGCGUUUCCACAGCCGCAGCAAUCACCAAUCCCCAGGACCAACGAAGACGAAGACGACGACGACGACGACGACGGCUGGCCGUCCCUCUUACCCCCGCAGGCACCGCUCAACAUGGCCGCCGCCGCGGACCCCUUUGACUCCGCGCUCGACCUCCUCCGCCGGCUGAACCCCAAGCACACGGCCGACCACCUCAAUGCCAUCAUCUCGCUCGCGCCGGACCUGACCGAGGACCUCCUCUCGUCCGUCGACCAGCCGCUCGCGGUGCGUCGCUGCCGCCAGACGGGCCGCGAGUACCUCCUCUGCGACUACAACCGCGACGGCGACUCGCACCGCAGCCCCUGGUCCAACCAGUUCGACCCCCCGCUCGACGAGGCUGGCGCCGGCGGCGUCGGUGCCGACGGCAACGAGGGGGCCGGCGAGGGGGCCAUCCCCAGCGAGCGCGUCCGUCGCAUGGAGAUCAAGGCCAACGAGGCCUUUGACAUCUACAGGGAGCUGUACUACGAGGGCGGCGUGAGCAGCGUCUACUUUUGGAACCUCGAUGAUGGCUUUGCCGGCGUCGUGCUGCUCAAGAAGGCGGCCACACCCGGCGGGAGCAGCGAGGGUGUCUGGGACUCCAUCCACGUCUUCGAGGCCAUCGAACGCGGCCGCACGACUCACUAUAAGCUCACCUCCACCGUGAUCCUCUCCCUCUCCACCGCCGAAGGUUCCAUCGGCGACAUGGACCUCAGCGGCAACAUGACACGCCAGGUCGAGCAGGACCUCCCCGUCGACAGCGACGAGAGCCACAUUGCCAACGUCGGCCGUCUCGUCGAGGACAUGGAGCUCAAGAUGCGCAAUCUGCUCCAGGAUGUCUACUUUGGCAAGGCAAAGGACGUGGUCGGGGACCUGCGCAGCGUGGGCAGCCUGAGCGACGGAGCCAGGGACAGAGAAACCCAGAGGGAGCUUAUCGGCAGCAUGAGGAGAUAGAAGAGGAACUGGGAGGGAAUUCUUUUGGAAGCGGAAUGAAGACCGAGUGCAAGCAGGUAACACAAAGCCGCACCAGAUGGUCUCCUGAUAGUGUCCCGAUGGUGAAGCGGCUGAGCGGCCCCGGGAUGUCUUGGGCCCCCGCAUCCUUCCUGAACAAGCCGCUAUCGAUGGCGUGCUGGCCGUGGCCCAGAGAUGGGCAGCGCUCUGCGACUCAUGCGUCCGGCGCGGACAGCCAGUCGUUGACUCGGCGCCGUCGGAGUCUGGCGGGAAUAGAAGCAAAUUAUCCACACCGAGACGAGAGUCCUGCCGUGUUACCUUACCC
Messenger RNA from Purpureocillium takamizusanense, 1387 nucleotides. RefSeq names its product F-actin-capping protein subunit beta (gene CAP2). The record is from RefSeq and is a predicted model, not a curated record. Gene Ontology annotation, molecular function: actin filament binding. Gene Ontology annotation, biological process: barbed-end actin filament capping; actin cytoskeleton organization; cell morphogenesis. NCBI's taxonomy places the organism in Eukaryota, Fungi, Ascomycota, Sordariomycetes, Hypocreales, Ophiocordycipitaceae. The coding region runs from base 211 to 1065 and encodes 284 amino acids. Gene Ontology annotation, cellular component: cytoplasm; F-actin capping protein complex; actin cortical patch. The transcript is spliced from 3 exons.